Messenger RNA from Meloidogyne enterolobii, 309 nucleotides. The record is from the annotation of a GenBank genome assembly. Lineage: Eukaryota; Metazoa; Nematoda; Chromadorea; Rhabditida; Meloidogynidae.
ACAAAUUUUAAAAUUAAAGCCCUCCUUCAAAUGCGUUUGCAUCGAGCUCCAAUGGUAAUUCAUCUUAAAAUGGCUCAGAGCCCUCCAAAGCCAAUAGACGAUCCUCAACGAGAAGAAAAGUUAUUACAAAAUAUUUUGAGAAAAAAUAGAGAAUUAAAAAAUGGAAUAUUGGAUGAAAAUUUGAUUUUGAAUUUUUUUGUUUCUCAAAUCGAAGCUGGAAAAAUGCUUCAACGCGAAUUGAGUUUACCAGAAAAUAAAAAAGGUGGAAACAUUUUUUUAUACUUAAAUCAAGUCAUAAGAUAUGUUUAA